Molecule: messenger RNA, 1360 nt
Organism: Hibiscus syriacus
Lineage: Eukaryota; Viridiplantae; Streptophyta; Magnoliopsida; Malvales; Malvaceae
Product: putative oxidoreductase TDA3
Exons: 2
Coding region: 16-1287 (423 amino acids)
Cellular component (GO): cytoplasm
Molecular function (GO): oxidoreductase activity
Source: RefSeq, a predicted model, not a curated record
UAUCGGCUACAUAUCAUGGCACUCACAUUUUCAUCAUCGCCGCUAUCGCCACCCUUUCUCUUCCUUCGUCCAAUUCGAAACCAUCCAAAAUUCUCCAUUUCUAUCCGCUGCUGUUCGUCGUCACCACAACCAAUGGACGACCCACAAACAAAGAAGCGCGUGGUGGUCUGCGGCGGAGGCGUAAUCGGUGUUUGCACGGCUUAUUUCCUUGCCAAGAAAGGCGCAGUCGUCACUCUCGUUGAAAAAUCUUCGGUAGCCUGUGCCGCUUCCGGGAAAGCCGGCGGAUUCCUCGCUCUAGACUGGUGCGACGGUGGUCCUGUCGAAUCACUCGCACGGGCCAGCUUUAAUCUCCACCGUUCACUCUCCGAAGAACUCAACGGUCCCGAAUCGUACGGAUAUCGACCAUUGACCGCUCUUAGCUUUACCAUAACCGAAUCAGGGUCUUCUUCUCCUUCCGGUUCCAAGUCGUCGGGUAACUCUAAAAUCCCGUCUUGGAUCGAUGGAUCGGCACGUGGGCCUAGAACAAUUGGGACGACCCAAACGACCGCCCAAGUACACCCUCAAUUAUUCACAAGAACUCUGUUAAACACGGCAGUCGAGAAAUACGGUGCGGAGGUGGUGAUUGGGAAAGUGGACCAGGUACGGGUUGAGGAGGGCCGAGUUGGGUCGGUGGUACUGGAUGGGGGGCGAAUUAUUGAGUCGGAAUCGGUUGUUUUGGCACUCGGCCCUUGGACCGGAAAGUUCGAUAUGUUCGCUUCGAUGUUCAGAGUUUAUGGUCUUAAGGCACAUAGUAUAGUAUUGCAGCCCAAAGAUCCUGCUAUUAUAACGCCCCAUGCCCUUUUUCUUAGCUAUUUUCCCCAGGUCGGUAAGGCCAUGGACCCCGAAGUUUACCCUCGCCCAACUGGGGAGGUGUAUAUAUGUGGGAUGUCAUCGGAGGAAGAGGUACCAGAUGAUCCAGAGCAAAUAGUAGGCAAUCCAGCAUCAAUAGCGAUGCUAAAGAGAGUGGCUAAAAAUAUAUCGAGCCAUCUGACCGAAGGAGAAGCAGGAGUGAAGGCAGAGCAAGCAUGUUUCUUGCCAUGUACCAACGACAGUGUGCCGAUAAUUGGAGAAGUUCCGGGGGUGAAAGGGUGUUAUGUUGCCACCGGUCAUAGUUGUUGGGGGAUACUCAAUGGUCCAGCAACUGGUGUUGCUGUGGCCGAGCUUGUUGUUGACGGACGUGCUACCAUUGUUGAUCUCAGUCGGUUUAGUCCUGCUAGAUUUGUGGGGCUGAGAAAAGUUAAUGUUUAACUUGGAUUUUCAGAUGCUGUUUUUAUCGAGUAAAUGAGAAUCAACGAAUGUUACUUUUAGUUGCUUCAUACUU